AUGGCGGAGGGUGAGGAUGCCCCCAAGAAGCGAACCUUCAAGAAGUACUCAUACCGUGGCAUCGACCUUGACAAACUUCUCGACAUGAGCAACCAGGAUCUGAUGGAGCUCUUCUGCGCACGCCAGCGCCGAAAGUUCAGCCGUGGGAUCAAGCGCAAGCCAAUCACCGUGCUCAAGAAGCUGCGCAAGGCAAAGCGCGAGACGGCUUACGGCGAGAAGCCAGAGGCUGUGAAGACGCACCUCAGGAACAUGGUCAUCGUGCCAGAGAUGAUUGGUAGUGUGGUUGGAGUGUACAACGGCAAGCAGUACAUCAACGUGGAGAUCAAGCCCGAGAUGAUCGGCCACUACUUGGGGGAAUUCUCCAUCACCUACAAGCCUAUCAAGCACGGACGUGCUGGCAUGAUGGGCAAGAACUCCCAGUUCGUGCCCCUGAAGUGA
Symbiodinium natans is the source of this 438-nucleotide messenger RNA. The record is from the annotation of a GenBank genome assembly. Lineage: Eukaryota; Dinophyceae; Suessiales; Symbiodiniaceae.